This is a messenger RNA of Suillus clintonianus, 744 nucleotides long. RefSeq lists its product as uncharacterized. Gene Ontology annotation, biological process: C-terminal protein methylation. Bases 1 to 744 code for a protein of 247 amino acids. The record is from RefSeq and is a predicted model, not a curated record. Gene Ontology annotation, cellular component: endoplasmic reticulum; membrane. Lineage: Eukaryota; Fungi; Basidiomycota; Agaricomycetes; Boletales; Suillaceae. The transcript has 2 exons. Gene Ontology annotation, molecular function: protein C-terminal S-isoprenylcysteine carboxyl O-methyltransferase activity.
AUGUCGCUUCUCAAAAUACCUCUAGUUUUCUUAUCAGCUAUCGCGGUCAAUGUAGCAAUCACACCUCCUCAUUCUUUGUCCACCGAGGAGUUACAUGGUCGGUCUCUGUCUCUCAUCUCAAAAUGUUUUCGUAAAAUGAAAUACCCCUCGCAAACAAUAUCCGAGAUUUCACUCAACAAGGUUAUCCAGGGGUUGUACUGGACAGGGGCAUUGGCAGAAAUAGCUGCUAUCAUUGCUCGCCGCGUUGAUUCCUCAAAAGUACCGCAAUUUUUGCAAGCGCCAUCCGAGGCUCUUAGCGCUCUCACAGACGUCCCUAUUACGUCCUCUUUUCUUGUGGGUAGUGGCCUCGUGAUCAGCGGUGGAUUCAUCCGCUGGUUAUGCUACCGAACCCUUGGUCGCUAUUUCACGUUUCUACUCAGCGUGCGCCAAGAUCAUCGGCUUAUCACCACCGGACCUUACGCGAUCGUCCGCCAUCCUUCUUACACAGGAAUGAUGAUGUUAUGCAUCGGAAAUAUCAUUCUACAUGGCUCCCCCAAAUCAUGGUUAGGGGCCUCUGGUAUAUCGGCGAGGAUUCCUGGAGUAUCACUGGUUGUCAAGGCUGGAAUUGCCCUGUGUACCGCGGUGAAUUUGGCGUUGCUCAUAAGAACGAAGAGAGAAGAUAAGAUGAUGCAGUCGGCCUUCGGAGAAGAAUGGGAGGCGUGGGCGAGAAGAGUGAAGUAUCGGAUCAUUCCUGGCGUGUACUGA